GACAAACAGCAGAUACGCAGACCGACAGAGAACUAGUUUCUUCUUUUCUUCCAGCAGUGUCCUUCUGGUGUCAAGCCAGUGCUUUAUUAAACACAAAGAAAUGGCACCCAAGGGGCUCAGUGAAUUGGCAAAGUCGUUUCGCGGCCUGCAUCGCCCAGGCCGACCUCUCGUCCUGGCCAACGUGUACGACGUCCUCUCGGCCAGGGCGGUGGCGCCUCUCCCAUCCUGCCACGCUCUCGCGACCGCGUCGUACGCCGUGGCCCUCGCGGCAGGCACGACCGAUGACGACUUGACGCUGGAGCAGAACCUCGCCGCCGCGCGGCUGAUCGGCAGGGUGGCCGCGGAGCACGACAAGCCCCUCACGGUCGACCUGCAGGACGGGUACGGCGAGCGGCUCGAAGAGGCGGUGCGCGGGGCCAUCGACGCCGGCGCGGUGGGGAUCAACCUCGAGGACUACGACAAGGAGAACCGGCGGUUCUACUCGCCCGACGAGGCGGCCGCGCGCGUCAAGGCCGCCGUCGCCGUCGGCGUGAAGCAGGGCCUCCCGGACUUCGUGGUCAACGCCCGGUGCGACACGCUGGUCCAGGGCGGCGGGAUGGCCGAGGCCGUCGAACGCGGCCGCAAGUACCUCGCCGCCGGGGCCACGACCGUGUUCGUGUGGGGAGGCGGCAAGCGCGGCGUCAGCAAGGCGGAGGUCGCGCAGCUGGUCAAGGCGUUUGACGGCCGCCUGAACGUCUCCCUGAAGUGGACCGGCGGGUUGACCGUCGCGGAGCUGGCGGAGAUGGGAGUCGCGCGCAUCAGUGUCGGCCCGACGAUCACGUUUCUUGCCAUGGCCGAGUACGAGCGGCAAGCGAAGCAUUUGCUGGAACAGGCCCGCAUGUAG
Molecule: messenger RNA, 883 nt
Organism: Cladophialophora immunda
Lineage: Eukaryota; Fungi; Ascomycota; Eurotiomycetes; Chaetothyriales; Herpotrichiellaceae
Exons: 1
Coding region: 101-883 (260 amino acids)
Molecular function (GO): catalytic activity
Source: RefSeq, a predicted model, not a curated record